This is a messenger RNA of Cladocopium goreaui, 6058 nucleotides long. The record is from the annotation of a GenBank genome assembly. Lineage: Eukaryota; Dinophyceae; Suessiales; Symbiodiniaceae.
AUGGAGGGCCAGGAUGCGCGGGAGGUGGCUGUUCAGCCAGCCGCACAACCAUUGCACAGGCGGAGCAGUGUGGCGGAAGGUGCCUCACACCAACGACAAUCGAGAGCUUCGCGAGUGCAAAAGUCGUGGAUCCAAGAUGAGCGCUUGUUGAACCAGACCGCGGAAGAAGAUGCGAUACAAGCUGGUGUCCAAGAGCAAGAAGCCCAAAGAAUUGUGAAGUAUAUCACCCGCUUUGCUACUUCAAUGUGUGUGAUCAUUGCAUCCAUCAAGAUCAGCAUCUAUUUGUACACAGGCUCAGGAGUGGUCAGGACAUCUGCGUUGGAUUCACUCGGUGACCUUACAGCCAAUAUGAUCACGCUGUACACCGGAUACAAGAUGUCGCAAUUGGACUUCAAGAAGUAUCCUGCUGGGCAGGGCAAGUUCCAGAGCAUUGGAUGCUUGGUUUUCAGCACGCUGAUGUUUGCCUUGAUGUUUGGUAAUGCGCUCGGGAAUCUUGAAAGCCUGCUGGAGAGCAAGGAUGAUAUUGGAUUUGGAGCAAUCUCCAGGUUUUUCGAUCAGACUCGGUCCGUUCCAGAAUUUGGCCUAUGGCAGUCGGACUUGGUCUGCGAGGAGGACGGAGAAUGUUUGUGGAAGACAGAGAAAGAUGGGGGAGCGAAGAUUCUCAAUCCAUUGAUUCCACACUUCAACAAGCAUGGUAGUGCUGAAGAGAAGGAAAUGGUUAAAACCUUGGAGAAGACCAUUACCCGUGGCCAGAUUGUGGAGUUUUCUGCCAAUUAUGAGAAUCGAGCACACCAGUGGAACAGACUGAAGUUUCAGAACACCUUUUUGGGAGUCUGCGCAAUGUACAAGUGCUGCUUAUGGUUGUACUGCAUCUACUUUGCAAUUCCCAAGAGUGGCUCAUCCAUACUUGUCGCACUGGCCACCGACAAGAGGAACGAUUUCAUUUGUACAAGUUUCGUCAUUUUCGCGACGUUCUUUGCCGCCGUUUUUCCAACGGUGACGCAAACCUUUCUUCCAGAAGAGAAAGUUGAUCCCUUUGUGUCCUUCAUCUUGUCAAUAUGCAUCAUGUACACAUGGUCCGAAUUGAUGAUUGAACACAUGACGAUCCUAAGCCAGCAGGCAUCACCUUCUGAAUUCCGCGAGGGCGUCGAAGCAGAAGUACGAUCAGUAGUGAAGGAAGACUCCCCGUGCACGGUGGACACGGAGGACAUCAAAGCUUAUGUCUCCGGGGUCGGCAACACGGUGGAGGUGACGCUGACGGUGAAGUCUGACAAGACUUCCUGCUCAGAGGCUUGCCUUUUGGCAGAGGUCCUAAGGAGACGUUUGAAAACGCUUGAGGACACAGAGCGCGUUACAAUCUUCAUCGUGCGUCCGAGCUCCGGGCCGCUCGUGGUUGUCGCUUACACUUGCCUGUGGGCAUAUAGAAUACGCAUGCACCCCGUUCGCGACUAUGGCUAUCUCAUUCACGAGUUCGAUCCAUGGUUUAACUUUCGUGUCGCACAGUAUUUGGCCAAGAACGGUUGGUUCAAGUUUGCGAAGUGGUACGACUACAUGAGCUGGUAUCCUAUUGGUCGGCCAAUCGGGACCACAACUUAUCCUGGAAUGCAGUUUGCCAGCAUUGGCAUUUGGAAAGUCAUGAAACUUCUUCCGAAGGCAGAGUGGGAAAUGAAGUGGCUAGAGCAGCUGCCGAAAGGUUGGAAGACUUACUUUCCCGGUCACGGAAAACUCUCAUUCUCUUCAAUGAGCUUGAACGACGUUUGUGUUUUGACACCAGCUUGGUUUGGUGGGGUGGCUACGCUGUUCCUUGUGCUGCUCACAAUGGAGGCUUCAGAGAGUACUUCAGCUGGUGUUGCAGCUGGGCUUGUGAUGGCCAUCAUUCCAGCUCACAUGAUGCGCUCAAGCGCCGGUGAGUAUGACAAUGAAGCCGUGGCGGUUGCAUGCUUUUGUGCCACAUUCUGGCUGUGGUGUCGUUCCAUUCGAACACCACAGUCAUGGCCAUGGAGCAUCCUCGCUGGCCUGGCAUACUUCACUGCGGCGGCUACAUGGGGUGGCUACAUUUUUGUCAACAACAUGAUCGGUCUCCAUGCAGCUGUGCUAGUAGCUUUGGGCAAAAACAACUCCGACCUUUACAAGGCAUACACGCUUUGGUACGUGAUCGGCACUUCAUUGGCUACGCUUGUUCCUGUCAUUGGAUGGUCUCCAUUGAAGGCAGUUGAGCAGAUGCCUACGCUGCUGGUGUUCAUCACCUUUCAGCUGAUGCAGAUUUGUGACCUGACCCGUCACCGCACAUCUCGUUUAGCCAACCCCUGGGUAUUCUUUGCCUUCAGAGUGGGAGUGUUUGCUCUAGCCAUCCUUGUGGGUGCCGGCGUGUGCUGGGUGCUGUACAGCCUCGGCCACUUCGCUCCUCUGGGUGCGAGAAUACGCGGUCUUUUCCUAAAGCACAAGAAGACCGGAAAUCCCCUUGUUGAUUCAGUGGCUGAGCAUUCCGCAACCAGCAAUCAAGCAUAUGCGCAAUUUCUGGGUGACGCUCGGUUUGUGGCUGCAGUUGGUCUCUUGUUUUGCUGGCACCAACGCACACCAGCGAAGAUUUUUCCUGUCAUUUAUGCAGCUGUUGCCUGGCACUUCUCGGGGAAAAUGUCUAGAUUGAUGAUUAUUUGCGGGCCCAUCGUGUCAAUGCUGGCUGGCUACCCAGUUGGAAUCGUUGUGGACUGGUGCUUGCAGCAAUUCCUGAACCUGCUUUGUGCACCACGGCCACUCGCUGAACCUCAGAAGGAGCUGAGAUCAGGAGGCAUGGGCUCCAUAUUCCGAGUUCUUUGGAGCUAUUGUCAGCCCAUGGCCCUGCCGACAGAGGCGCAAGAUACGCUAAAGCUGCUUGAGGAUAUACAUGGCCAAUUCCCACGCCCAUGCAGGGCGAUCAGAUGCAGUGUUGCCAUCAUGGUCUUGGUCACUGGGUAUGUGAACAUUCGCGAGCCCACCAAGAAGUUUAUCCGGGAAUGCGAAGAGAUUGCUCCACAUAUGGGCCAUCCAUCAAUCGUCUUCAAAAGCGGUCAGGGUCUGAUCACAGACUACCUCGACGGCUACAAGUGGAUGAAGGACAACACACCUGCGGAUGCCCGAGUGAUGGCCUGGUGGGACUAUGGCUAUCAAAUCACUGGAAUCGGUAACCGAACAUCAAUAGCUGAUGGCAACACAUGGAACCACGAACACAUCGCCACGUUGGGCCGCACUUUGACGAACCCAGAGAAGAAGGCUCACAACAUCAUGAAGCAUCUUGCAGACUAUGUCUUGGUCUGGGCUGGAGGACAUGGUGAUGAUAUGGGCAAGUCUCCCCAUUUGGCUCGCAUUGCCAAUUCAGUGUUCCCUGAUACGUGUGGUGAAGACGAUCCAACAUGCAGGAAAUUUGGCUUCACCCACACGGGUGAGCCAACCGAGAUGAUGGCUUCUUCAUUCCUCUACAAGGCCGUCAAGCACAACAUGGAGGGAGUUCGAUUGGAUCCAAAGCUCUUCAAAGAGGUCCACACUACCAAGUACGGCUUGAUGCGAAUAUUCAAGGUCCUUGGUGUAUCUGAAGAAUCGAAGAACUGGAUAGCCGAUCCAGCAAACCGGAAGUGUGAUGCACCGGGAAGUUGGUACUGUGUCGGCCAAUAUCCGCCAGCCCUCAGCAAACUCAUCGCGAAGCGGAAGAAUUUCGCCCAGUUGGAGGACACCGACACAGCACCUCAGGCCGUGGCAUAUGUGGCAUGGCCGGGGCAGCGUCAGGACUUCAACCGAAAGGAUGGAGAAAAGAGCGCCUACACCCGAAUGGUGCGCUUCGAUGCCGAAAUUUGCUGUAGUCGCCUCCUGUUUGCUUCGUCCCGAUCAAGACGGAACCUUCAACCACUGCAACGAUGGGCCAGUGGAGGGAAAGAGUCUCCUUUUGAGGUCGAAGUGGUUGAUGUGCAGCGUCGAAGAUUCCCUUGGCUGCUCUUGGGUGUAGCAGGUAGUGCCGGUGUCGGUGCUUUGUACCUCAAGCAGCAAAGGGAUUUGCAAAAAGAUGCUGAGACAGCGGCAGUAGCAGCUGCAGCAGAAGCUGAGUUGAAAGCCAAAGAAGCGAAAGCCGCAGCUGCAGCUGAAGAUGCUGCCGAAGCUGAAGCUGCAAAGGCUGCUGCUCUCAAAGAAGCACAAGCUGCUGAAGCUGAAGCAGCCCGUGAAGCUGAAGCGGCACGUAAAGCUGAAGCAAAGAGACAAGCUGAGCAGGCAGCACUGCAGGCACUGGAGACAACCUGUUUGCGGUGCAGCCAGCUCCUUGCUGAGGUGAGCAUCAUUCAAGAUGCAGCUGAGUACUACUCAGCGACGGAUUCAGACAAUGAAGACCUCCACGCCUUGCUUUCCACGUUACAGGCAUUCGUGAAUGAGGAUGCAUUCAAAGAUCUUCAACAGUCCCAGGGCGAAAAGUCACAGCUGGCUAGCAAGUUGUUGAGCAGUUUUGCAUUCUUGCGACUGUUCGUUCAGAGAUUGCAGAAGGCUGAGGCAGCAGAAAGACAGUUUGAUGCUGCUGCUGGCUCAAUCAGGGCAGAACGGCGGCGCUGGUUGGCAGGUGAAGCUGCAGAUUUGUUGAAGAUGGAAGAUGGAGUUGCUCAAGCGGAAGCUGCACUGGUGGAACUGGAAAGUACUGGCAUGAAGUCUGAUGUUUUGGACCAGGUCAUAGAGUCGGCAAGGUUGAAUUUACGAGAAAUGAAGGACGAAGAACAGAGAAGACACACCCGAGAAGUGACAGGCAAAGCCCUGGAGGCUGCCAUGAACACCAUCUCCUUAGAUAGCAAGGUGUGCGAGCAGACUGCAAAGGAUGCCGUUAAAGCUGGUUGUCCCCCAUCAGCAGCACUGGAAAUCGCUGAAAGAGUGGCAAACAUAGACAAUGACCUCAGCAUACCAAAGUUGUAUGAAUCGAUUGAACCAUUGUCACUGCCGGGUGUGGCCACAGGCCCACACAUUACUUCAGCUGACAGACGUCCGGAGGACUACGUAAGCGCAGCUGUGGCGGCAAAGGCUUCCAUGACAGAGGCUCAACUUGUAGAACACAUCUCCCAGCUGGCAGAGGCUUUGGCCACACAUCAUCAACGAGAAGCCCUUGAGCUCUCGGGCACCUGGGCUGCGAUUUUGCCAAAUUGGGAAAUUCAGAGGCAAGAAAAGACUGGGAAAAUCCAGGAGGAGUUCACCACCAGGAAGAAGUUGGGGAAGGAAACCUGCGAAACCGAGCUCAAAGAGUUAGCUGCCAGGCGACUUCAAGAAGCACUGCAGGACGCAGUUGAAGAGGUGCAGGAGCGGUCAGAGAGGGACAUCUAUGAUCUUUACUCUAGCACCAACCUUCAACUUCAAGAGGAUCUGACUGGCGCCAUUCGCAGCUUUGACUCCUACUUUCGUGGAUUACCUGAAAUCUUUACCCGACAAGUUCAAGAGCUGUGGAACCAGGGCCAUUGCCCACAACACAGAGUGGCAAAGGCCAGCCAUUCUGCCGCCACUACCCUGGCCGCUGAUCCGGCCAUCACUUCUGAAGAACUCCAACGUGCAUUUCACAGAAAGCUGCCAGAACUUAUGGCAGCUGCUUUUGAACCUGGGGAACAUGCGGGAUAUCUCGGCAGCUUUAUUGGCCAAGUCUUUGGAAGGCUUUACAAGAUCAAAGGUGAACAGACUCAGCUUGCUAUACAGGAGGAUUUGGAAUCGAAGCUUGGAGCCCUACCUAUAGAUGACGGAAAAGAUGUGCACAAGAAUUUGCGAACAUUGGCUGAAGCCCUGAGACUGAUAGAGCGUGGAGAGAUGCGAGGGGCUCUUGCUGCCCUAGAUGGCUUGGCAGGACAAUGUAGAUCACAGGCCGAGGAGUGGGUUUUGCUGGCUCGUCAAACACUACUGUACCAACAAGCCUCUGACGCUGCAAAAGCACGCAUGCUGUGCUUGGGUACCACUUUGGUAGAGUCAGCUUGAGGUUAGAGUCUGUUAGAGUGAUUAGAGCUCGGCCAAGCAUGGCCACACACAAUUGCUUCCAUAGACUUCGUGCAGAGGUGCCAAAAAAGUGUGGUGAUAG